AUGGCCGGGGCGCCGCUGGAUCCCAGCCUGCGCCUGUCGCUGAUGCAGGGCGAGGGGUCGCUGGGCGGCGAUCGCGGCGGGCCCGCCUCGGCGCCCCUGUCGCGCACCACCUCGGCGGGUGGGGCGGAGGCGUCGCGCACCUUCAGCACGAUGCUGGCGCCAGACGACGGCAGCGCGGAGGCCGCGGCGCUGCAGCACCCGGACGCCGGCGGCGCGCUGCGCCGCUUCGCGGUGGUGGGCAACUUCCGCGCCGAGCGCGACGAGUUCGGCCUGCGCCUGCGCAUCGCGGAGCCCGGCGGCGGCGCGCGCACCGUGGAGUUUGCGUUCGACCUGUCGCGGGACACCGCGGCCUCCGUGGCCAGCGAGAUGGUGGACGACCUGGCGCUGUCGCCCGCCGACGCGGCCGACAUCGCGGCCGCCAUCCGCGACGAGAUCGCCGCGCUGUCCUCCGACCUGGAGGCGGCGGUGAGCAUGAACCUGGAGGCCGCGGGCGAGGCGCUGCAGGCAGGCAUCCUGCACUCCGCCGCCUCGGCCGCCGGGAACGAGGCCUUUGGCGGCAGGGACCCCGCCCCCGGCGGGAUCCUGCGCGCCUCGCCCAGCCUGGCGCGCGCCUCGCCGCCGCCACUGGUGGUCAGGCGCUCCACCUCCUACGACGUCGGCGCGGGGCUGGCCGCCGCGCAGUCCGACGGCAGCGAGUCCGGCGCCAGCACGCCACACCUCGGCGCGCCCGCCCCGGGGCCGGCCUCCCGGGCCAGGUCCGAGCUGGCCGCCGCGGCACGCGCCGCCGUGCUGUCCUCCUCCGCCUCGGCAGAGGGCCUGGCCCUGAACGCCGCCGGCGUGGCGCCGGAGAGCAGCCUGAGCCCCCGGCGCUCGGCGCCCUCCCUGGGCUUCCCCCCGCGCCCGCCGCCCCUGCACGCCCUCUUUGAGGCGCUCAGGGAGGGCGGCGUGGAGCUGGGGCCCGGGAGCAGCAGCCAGGAGCACAGCCUGGGCUCCAGCGUGACCAGCCCACCGGCUUUUCCUGCGGGCGACGCCGUCGCCGCCGCGCCCCUGGCCAGCGUCGUGCUGGGUUCGCCACCGGCCACCGCGCGCCUGCCGCCCUCCCCGCACCAGGGUGGAGCACCGCAGGCGGGUGCCUCCAUCUCGCCGAGCGCGGGCGAGGCGGGCCUGGGCGCGCCGCUGGUGGCCUCCGCGCUGGUGACGGCCUCUGCGCCCGUCAGCGGCGUGGUCAGCCGCGAGGCCUCGCCGCAGCGCGCCGACGCGUCUGCGUCGCCCACCAAGUCCGUCGCCGGCUGCCUGCUGGAGGGCACGCGCAAGCUGUCCAGCCUUGUGCCGCGGGACAAGGAGACGCUGCGCCGCGCGGCCGCCGACGCCAUGAAGGCCGUGGAGUUGCGCUCGCUCAACCUGCUGGAGGGCGGCGUGCUGGGCGGCGGCGCGCGCCUGGUCCGCGGCACGCCCAUGGCCGCCUGCCGGCCCGUCCCUGCCGGCGCGGGCGGCGCCAUGAACCUGGUGGCCGCCGCGAGCAGGCCGGGGUCGGCGCCGGGGUCAGAGGUCCUGGGCCGCGACCUCUGA
Auxenochlorella protothecoides is the source of this 1569-nucleotide messenger RNA. Its product is annotated as Serine/threonine-protein kinase WNK8. The record is from RefSeq and is a predicted model, not a curated record. The coding region runs from base 1 to 1569 and encodes 522 amino acids. The transcript is spliced from 6 exons. Gene Ontology annotation, molecular function: protein serine/threonine kinase activity; ATP binding. Gene Ontology annotation, biological process: protein phosphorylation; intracellular signal transduction. Gene Ontology annotation, cellular component: cytoplasm. NCBI's taxonomy places the organism in Eukaryota, Viridiplantae, Chlorophyta, Trebouxiophyceae, Chlorellales, Chlorellaceae.